Vigna umbellata (rice bean) is the source of this 1496-nucleotide messenger RNA. RefSeq names its product putative pectate lyase 2. Gene Ontology annotation, molecular function: pectate lyase activity. NCBI's taxonomy places the organism in Eukaryota, Viridiplantae, Streptophyta, Magnoliopsida, Fabales, Fabaceae. The record is from RefSeq and is a predicted model, not a curated record.
CCAACCCACGUCUUUGUUGGAUUAAUCUACACCAAUCAAUUCCUACGAGUAACUCUCAAAUCAAGCAAUUCAUUCUUCAAAUCGUGUGCACCACCUUCUUGAUUUACUCUUCUAUUUGCCAUCCAUAUUUAUAACUCCAUCACCCUUUCGCCAGCGAUCAAAUUCUCAAGCUAUGGCCACUUUAACCAUUCUCCUAAUGCUCUCAGCAUGCUCUCUGCUCACUUUAGCUUCACCACUGAAUAACAGAGAUUCAACAAAGGAGUUCGAUGCCCUCUCUCCCAUUCCAAGCUAUAUCACCGAGAGCAGCCCUAAGAAUGUUGUGAUGAACACAAUAGAUUCAUGUUGGCGAGGAAAAACGAAUUGGGCUUCUAAUCGCCAAUCCUUGGCGGAUUGUGCAAUUGGCUUUGGCAAAGAUGCCAUAGGAGGAAAGUUUGGUGAUGUAUAUGAAGUCACCGAUCCUUCUGAUGACCCUGUAGACCCAAAACCUGGCACACUUCGUUAUGGUGCAAUCCAAACAGAACCCCUUUGGAUAACUUUCGCCAAGGACAUGGUUAUCUCGCUGAAGAAUGAGCUGAUGGUGAAUAGCUACAAAAGCAUUGACGGGAGAGGAGCCAAAGUGGAGAUUGCAAACGGGGCUUGCAUUACUAUACAAGGUGUUAGCCAUGUAAUCAUACAUGGAAUCAGCAUUCAUGAUUGUAAGCCUGGUGAUGGUGGCAUGGUUAGGAGCACUCCUGAGCAUGUUGGGUAUCGUGAAGGCUCCGAUGGAGAUGCCAUCAGCAUAUUUGCCUCCUCCAAUGUGUGGAUUGACCAUUGCUUUUUGGCUCGUUGCACCGAUGGUCUCAUUGAUGUUAUUCAUGCCUCAACUGCAGUCACCAUCUCUAACAAUUACUUCACCCACCACGACAAAGUGAUGCUGCUAGGGCACAGCGAUGAAUACAGCGCGGAUAAAGUAAUGAAAGUAACAGUAGCUUUUAACCACUUUGGCAGUGACUUAAUAGAAAGAAUGCCAAGGGUGAGGUUUGGUUAUGCCCAUGUGGUGAACAACCGGUAUGACGAGUGGCAGAUGUAUGCCAUUGGUGGCAGUGCCGACCCUACCAUUUUCAGUGAAGGCAACUAUUUUACGGCUUCAGAUGAUUCUGCUGCAAAACAGGUUACGAAGAGGGAAAGUAGUGAAAAGUGGAAUAAUUGGAAAUGGAGGAGUUAUGGAGAUGAAUUCUUAAAUGGUGCUUAUUUUGUGCCAUCUGGGUAUGGAAGUUGCAGCCCAUUGUAUUCAUCUGCUCAAACUUUCACAGCCACCCAGGCAUCCAUGGUGCCCUUCUUAACUCUCAAUGCAGGGCCACUCAACUGUGUUCUUCACAAAGCUUGUUAAUUACCUCUUUUCUUUAUUUAUUUUCAUGAUUUUGUUUCUUGAAUUCAGUCAUUUUUAUACAAUAGCAGCAGAGUGUGAAAAUGUUGGUGCAACCCUAGCAUGGUGCAUCUGGAUCAUUUUCUAUUAU